GCGUCAACCAGGAUGUGAUUCCUCUGGAGGUGGGAGCUCUUGGCUCAGCUCACUUUCUAUUAGGAGAGACACCUCCCAGCUGAUCCCGUUAAUUUGCACCCCUCCUUCUCUUCUCCCUCCUUCAGUACCCGGCGUGUUGCCCCCUCUCGGCAGCCUCUGCCUUCUGCUCCGCUCCUCUGCAGACGAGCUGGAUGUCCGGACACUUGCUGCGCUCCUCUUAAUGAUCGGGAGCGACCGCGGGGGGUGCAGAAGAACCCGGGAGACGGAGAAUCACUUUGACGCACAUGGCUCGAUGACAUGAUGUUCCUACCCUUCUCCCCUCCCCCCUCCACUUCUCUCUUUCCUGUUUUUCUUCUACCCCUCUUUCUCCUGCCUUCUUCCCCAAUCUCCUCCCCCCUUUCCCACACCCCGUUGAGCUGGACUUCACCUCACGACCCCUGCUACCAUCCAGAUGGGCGUCCGCGGCACUGCCUGUCAGAGUUCAUCAACGCUGCCUACGGGAUUCCCGUCAAUGCUACCCACUCGCUACAAGGGGCCGACAAUGACGGCAACAUCACGGCCUUGACGGACCUCCACAACCCUCACAACCUCACCUGCUGGAUGGCCAGCGCCGGUGCCGACGCCGGGGACUGGGUCCUCACGCUACCACUGGGCCGCCGCUUUGAGAUCACCUACAUAAGUUUGCAGUUUUGCCACCAAGGCGAGCCGUCGGACCCCAUCUCCAUCUCCAUACUCAAGUCCAUGGACCAUGGGCGAACCUGGAGGCCAAUGCAGCACUACUCCAGCGACUGCCUCGGGAACUUCAGGCUGCCCUCGCAGACCGUGGCGCGAACAAGACACCAGGAGACGGAGCCCCUGUGCUCAGACCCCCGUCCCCUGCAGAAGCAACGGGGCGGCGUGGUGCUGGCCUUCUCAACCCUGGACGGAAGGCCAUCAUCUCCUGACUUUGACUACAGCCCCACCCUCCAGGACUGGGUGACGGCCACGGACAUCCGUGUGGUUUUCCACCAGGUGUCCAAAGACAUCAAGGUGGACAAGACGGAAGAAACACAAUGGCUCGACGGGGCACACGACGUCAGACCGGGACGGACUGGGGUCGCGAGGUGGAGACCGGGCCACAGGGGCCACGCUAACGAACAGGUGGACAAGAUAAACACAGAAAAUACACUGGCAUUUUUUGACAGGAAGUCAAAGAGCUCGGAGGUGAGGGGGAGGAACAAAGGGGAGAAAGUUGACAAGCAGAGCAGGAAAGGUCAGUACAAAGGGUCGGGUCAAGACGAAGACGGCCACAAUGUGACCAGCAAAGAAGGAGGGGACGGCUUCAACGUGGGGACGCUUGCUUCUCCCAAGAAAGGCGGUAAAGGCAGAGGGCGAGGUCGCAAGAAGGAGAGCAAUCAGUGGCUGCCUUGUCCCAGCGGAGGUUGCCUUUGGACAGUUGAGGGACGGGGCAAGAGCAACAGAGGGCAGGAACUGAGGAAGAGGAGGAACAAUAAUCACAACGCGAGACAAAGCGCCAGGAAUCUACACAUGACCCAGCCCUCCGCUUUUCUCUCUCCUGCCCGAGCCCCCAUAGCUCUGUCGGACGUACAGGUCGGGGGCAGGUGCAAAUGCAACGGACACGCCUCCAAGUGUCGCCGUGACGACGCGGGGCGCGCGGUGUGCGUGUGCGAGCACCACACGGCGGGGCCUGACUGCGACGUGUGUGAGGAUUUCUACUUUGACAGACCGUGGCAUCGAGCGACACCCACUCAGCCGAACCCGUGUGUCGCCUGCGAGUGUAACGGCCAUUCUAACAAAUGCCGCUUCAGCAUGGAGGUGUUUCAACAGUCGGGCCGCCGCAGCGGAGGCGUGUGUCAGAAGUGUCGCCACCACACGGCUGGGCGCCACUGCCAGUACUGCCAGAACGGUUACACCCGCGACCACAGCAAGCCGAUCAACCAUCGCAAGGCCUGCCAGCCGUGUCAGUGCCAUCCUUUGGGAGCAGUGGGUGGCUGGUGUAACCAGACCUCGGGUCAGUGUCUGUGUCGAGACGGAGUGACCGGCCUCAGGUGUAACCGCUGUGCUCCAGGAUACAAACAGGGGAGGUCUCCUGUGAGACCCUGCAUACGGAUUCAGGAGGUCGCCCCAACCCCGGUCUACCAACCUCAGUACAGUAUAGCGGAGGAGUGUGUGUCAUACUGCCAGCCGUCUGAGGCUAAAGUCAGGAUGAACUUAGAGACCUAUUGUCUCAAGGACUAUGUGCUGAAGGUGCAGGUGAGAGGGAUGGAGCGUUCAGGUCCCUGGUGGCAGUUCUCCAUCUCCGUGCAAACCGUCUUUCGCACAGGCUCCAACUCCCGGGUCCGCAGGGGCCAGCAGUCCCUCUGGGUCCCCGACCGCGACCUCAGCUGCGGCUGCCCGACCCUCCACGUGGGCAGGACGUUCCUCCUGAUAGGGGCGGAGGAGGGGGAGCGGGGCUGGGGCCCGGAGGAGAGCCGCCUGGUGGCGGACCGCUCCACUCUGGCCCUCCAGUGGCGGGAACACUGGAGCCCCAAGCUGAGAGGCUUCCGGGGGCAGGACAAGAAAGGACGCUGCCCCGCGAAAUCCGCAAAUAGCCGACACCACGGGGAGCGCGCGAAGCCCCAGUCUGGGUACGUACCCCCUCACCUGCUGACUGAGAAAGACGCUGAGACCCGGAGUGUGGACACACACUCUGUGGAAGUGGAGACUCAAACAGCAGCAAACACAAUGUCUCACACAGACGGCAGAGUUAAACCCACCGAGUCGACCCCCUCUUCUUCUUCUUCUUCUUCUUCUUCUACACCCGCUCUGGUGUGUUCCACUCAAGGGCCUGUCUAAAAAAAAAACAAGUGAAGACUGAGACUGCACAUUUUAGGACAAAACCACAACAACUACAGGGAGUGAAAACGUCUUUUCUUUUUCUUUUUUUAAAACCUUUCUGAGAAACAAAGAGUUUAUUUGUGCCCGCGGCCUCAAACACACACACACACACACACACACACACACACACACACACCUGUUUCCUCUUGUAACUGUGUGUGUGUGUGUGUGUGUGUGUGUGUGUGUGUGUGUGUGUGUGUGUGUGUUUGGAGGGUAAAGGUCAACGUUACUGUCGUGCACUGAAUUCUGCAGCAACACAAAACGGUAAAAGUCGCAGGAAAUAUUUCCACCAUCAAAAGUGGCGCCAUGUGACUUAUAGAUAUCUGAGUUUUAGUAUUUUUUACUAAAGGACCUUUUGGGAAUUAAAGUCUGACUGAACUGAAAUGUCAUGCAGUGAUUUUGUCUCAAAUAUCAUUUAUUUUUUAUUUAAUUCAUUAUUUAAAGGAAACUCACAUUAGCUGUAGAAAACCUUUUGAUUUUGUUAAAAUAUAUUUUUUCAGUAUCAUUGAUUUGUGUUUAUUUACAUUAUUUUAUUUAUAUUGAACGCUGAAAAUAUAAGAAAUUAAACUUUUUAAUUGUACGUACAAUUUUAAGUAUUUGGCUCAAAUUAUGGUGAAAAAAAUAUUCGAUUAAAAAAUUUUGAAUUAGGAAUUAGUUCAAAUUUCUUAAAUUCUUUUAUUAGAGACACUUUUUCUUAUUCUUCCAGUAAUAAUCUGAGCCUAUAAUUGUGUUUUUUGUCUGUUUUUUUAUGUCCACAAGUGGUUUUGAAUGCAUUUGCAUUUUCAGUUGGGACAAAAGCUCCACUUCACUCAAGGUGUGAUUCACACUGCACAAUUAUUUGGAGAAAAUGACUUUAUCUAGGAUCUGUUCCCCCACUGAACAGCUGACACGGAGACCAAACUAACUUCAGCCUCAUUUUCUAACCGUGAAGGAAUCCUCACACAGGCCGUUAGGAGCCCUGAUACGAAUCUAAAAAGCAUCGGGCCGACCUGUCGUCAUGACUUCUGUUUCCAUUCGGGAGAUAUGGCGUCAUAGCCCUGGGGAAACGGUGGCGGUGGUGUGUGUUGAGAAGGGAGGGGUGCGUUGGGACAGAUGGACGGGCUCCUAUUUGUUGGGCUGCCGUGUUGUUUUGGUAGCGCCCGUGUCAAUGAUUGGCUGUGCUGCUGUGUUGAAGCUUGUGAUUGAAAAUAAAAGGAGAAAAAUA
Mugil cephalus (flathead mullet) is the source of this 4081-nucleotide messenger RNA. It is a transcript of the gene ntn5, whose product is annotated as netrin 5. The transcript is spliced from 7 exons. Gene Ontology annotation, molecular function: protein binding. Lineage: Eukaryota; Metazoa; Chordata; Actinopteri; Mugiliformes; Mugilidae. Bases 298 to 2835 code for a protein of 845 amino acids. The record is from RefSeq and is a predicted model, not a curated record.